AUGGCCUGCAGUAGUCAAGCUCAGGCCUGCCCAGAGAUCCAGAGACCAGGAGCACAGGCUGCAGACCAGCAGCCUGUCACCUGCCAAAGACUUCACUGCAUGCGGGCACUUUCUGGUAGCAGGCUGGGCACCCUGCCUGAGGUACAGAGCAGAAAGCCUGCUGAAGAGGGGGACGGGGAGACAGUGCAGUCCUGGUGUCCAGAGGCUUCAGCUUGGGCCCUCUCCCCUACCAGAGAGGAGACCAUCACCACCGCGGUGAAGAGUCCCUCUGGCCCACGAUGGUCCCCCAGCAAGUCCCCCUCCCGCUUGCCUUCCCGCCGCUCCACCAGCCCACAGAGGCCAGUUCUGUUGGCCCCUGACCUGCUGUUCCUGCUGGGGUCCAGGCAACCUCACAGGCAUGAGACAGAGCCAGGCUAAAAGCCCACUGUGCCCACACUGUAUGUGACAGAGGCUGAGGCCCCCUCCGGAGCCAUGCCAGGUGGCACAAGGCCCCAGCCCAAGUGGGUGGAGGUUGAGGAGACUGUUGAAGUCCAAGUGAAAAAGUCGGGUCCUCGGGCUGUGUCUCCCACCAGGGAGGUACCCAGAUGCAUGGGGGCACUGCUAUUCACACUGCCUAGUGGGACACCAGGUGGGGACCCCAAUGCCAACAACUCCAACAACAAGCAGCUGGAUCAGGAGCCCCAUGCCCAGGGUCCAGCUGUGGUCCACAUUGGGGAACCCCUCGUCUUCCAUGUGGAUGCUGGGGGCAGUGUGGACUGGGCUGCUUCUGGAGCAGUCAGCCCAGAGCCAGAGGAGACUGGGGCUUUUCUCAGGGACAGCAGCAUGGAGUGGGCAGGAGGAGAGGGUGAUGGGGAGAGCCCUUUCGUGGUGGAGGAGCCACAGGACACGGAUGGCCUUUGCAGCCGUGACCCCAAGAUCCUCACACACAAUGGUCGUGUGCUGACCCUGGCUGACCUGGAAGAUUACGUGCCCCAGGCAGGGGAGACCUUUUGCUGCCAUAGCUCAGCAAGCAGCAUCUCCAACGAUAUGCCCUGUGAGGUCUCCAUGCUCCAGAGAGAGAUCAGUGAGCCCACUGUGGGGCAGCCCAUCCUGCUCAACGUGGGGCACCCACCCAGAUGUGGUCCACCUGACUUCUUCAGGACGGGAUCCCAGGUCCACAGCUCUGAGGACCUGUCCUUCCACGUGCGAGGGGCCCGAGCUGGACCUGUGGGCAGUUCUCCUUGGACCUCCUCCUGUACCCGGGUCCAGCACUCUACAGACGGCAGGCAGAGCAGCUUCAAGACGAAGGUUUCCACCCAGAUGGUCAGCUUGGGGACUGUGGGAGAGACUGUCACUCUGCAUAUUCGCCCAGAUGGAGAUGAGGCCCCUGGCCCCUCCCAGGGCUGAGGCCACAUACCCUGGCAAGACAAGGAGGCCAGGGCAUGCUUACUGUGCCAUCCUUGCAGCAUGGGGCCUGCACCCUGCUGGGCAGCAGCACCUUCUCAGGAACCCCAGCUCACCUCAGUCGCCUGUGCUCAAUGCGCUGCUCUUCUGAGCUCGGGGAUCAGCCUGCCAUGCCCUCUGUCCUGGGCCCUUCCUACCUCACUGGACUUUGGUCUUCAACAAAGAGGACCACAGUGCCUACAAUGCUGGA
Molecule: messenger RNA, 1633 nt
Organism: Ictidomys tridecemlineatus (thirteen-lined ground squirrel)
Lineage: Eukaryota; Metazoa; Chordata; Mammalia; Rodentia; Sciuridae
Source: RefSeq, a predicted model, not a curated record